Messenger RNA from Cotesia congregata, 3838 nucleotides. The record is from the annotation of a GenBank genome assembly. NCBI's taxonomy places the organism in Eukaryota, Metazoa, Arthropoda, Insecta, Hymenoptera, Braconidae.
AUGGAUACCACUAGUGAUAAACAAGUAGAGAGCGAUUAUCAUGAUCAUAAAAAAAUGGAUAUAAAUGGAGACAAGGUAGUUAAACUUAAAAAAAAUGGUAAAUUGUCUAUUUCAAAUGCUAAUUCAUCAACAAGUCGCUAUGGUAGAACGAUACGACACGUUAUUCAAUCGAAUGACAAUAAAAAUAUUGAUAAUCAGACUUUAAAGCUUCCAAAGCCAGAGCCUAAAAAAAACAAUUUGUCGGUGAGAAAAAGUGAUGGCAAUAAAGUUGUUAGCAAUAGUAAUAAAGAUGUGGAGAUGAGUGUUUCUGAUGAUACUAGUCAUGCGGGUGAUAAUAUUAGCGUUGUAUCACUGGAAACCUUAGAAGCAUCAGAGGAGAUUUUGAUGAAAAAGUCAUGGUGGAAAAAACCUGAUGAUACUCUGUGGAAGCCUGGACAAUUAGCUUGGGCACAAGUUAGCACUUUUCCAUACUGGCCGUGUGUUAUUACUCUAGAUCCUGAUCUUAAUCGAUUUGUCAAGUGGAGAGCUUUUGGUAAAUCAGUUAGUAACAUGAUUCAUGUCCAGUAUUUUGGUGACAAAGGACGUCACAAUUGGGUUGCUGAGGCUUCAUUAAUGCCAUUUUUAGGUCUUGCUAGCUUCAAAAAAUUGGUCCAAGAGUGGUAUGCUCUGCCAGACUCCGUCAGAAAAAAAGACCUCAAAAAAACAGCUGGAUAUAGGGUUAAACCUUAUAUCAGUGCGAAAUGGUCAAUCGCUGUUCAAGAAGCUGAGCCGUUGUUGGCCAUGGAACUCGAGGAGAGGUUAAAUGCCUUAAAACCCCAAAGAAAACGCGAACGUUCUGAUAAUAGCAUUAAUUUAGAAACAAAGAAAGUUAAAUUAGAUAAUAUCAAGGAGAAACCUAAGAUUAGAAUUCGCUUGAAGAAUCCAAAUAUUGAGGUAAAGAAUGGGGCAAAAAAUAACUUGAAAAAUGGUGUAAAGAAUGGUAAAUUAAAUAGUAAUGAUAGCAAGAAACCUGAUAUCGAUGACGAUGCUAGAAGUGUUAUCAGCGUAGACGGAGAAAUUCCUCCUACACCACCGUCAAGUCAUAAAGACUCGAGUGAUGAGUCUAUUGUCAUUAGGAAAGUCAAAAUAAAACGGAUUAAGAAAGUCGUGGAGCCUAUACCGAGUUUUGAUAUUUAUUACAAUCGUAACAAGGAAGGAGUGGCAAAUGUAUCACCCGACUCGACAGAAGAUGAUAUAAAAACAUAUUUAAAAAAAAGUUGGGAGAACAUGUCUGAGCAAGCUCGUAUGAAAUAUAUUCCCCAGGUGAGUGAACGCAGUAAGCAAAGUUCAACAGAUCGCGAAACUAAUUUUUCAGAUGAACCUGCGCCCAAGCGCAAGAGAGGGAAAAAAAAUAGUAUCGGUAAAGACGAGUCUAUUGUCGAGACGGUUAAAAAAGCUCGUAUACCAAAUUUAUUUCGCGGCACAAAAGCUGAACGAGUUUGUCAGAUUUGUGAAAAAACAGGUAAUCUUAUACGCUGUAAAGGUCCGUGUUAUUCUCACUUCCAUUUGAAGUGCGUCAAGCCAGGUGAAUCGGAGUCUGAAUGCAGCACAGAGGUUGAAGAUAAUGUCGACGAUAAAUCUUUGGAGAGUAGUAAAAUCGAUGAUAAAUCUGUAAAAAAUAAUAAAAUUGAGGAUAAAUCUGUGAAAAAUAAUAAAAUCGAGGAUAAAUCUGUGGAGAAUACUAAAAUAGAAAAAAGUGACUCGGUCGUAGUAGUUGAUGAAGAAGAAAACAAUAAAAAAGAUAGUCAAACGGAAGAGGAAACAUUUAAAUGUAUAGAUUGUUUGUCAGGUGUUGCGCCAGCUUGUUUUGUAUGCAAUGAACGCGAAGACGAAAGAAUAAAGUGCUCAGUAAUGGCUUGUGGAAAACACUACCACGCUGCUUGCUUGAAGUAUUGGCCGCAGUCGCAGUUACAAGGCGACAGAUUAAAUUGCCCAUACCACACGUGCCACACUUGUAUAUCAGACAAUCCGCAAAAUGGGUAUUCACGUGCUCCCAAUGAAAAAAUUAUACGUUGUGUCAGAUGUCCAUCUGCUUAUCACGCUUCAACGACAUGCUUACCCGCAGGCUCAGAAAUUAUUACGGGAAGUCAAAUGAUUUGUCCGAAGCAUUACAAGGCUAGUCAUCCACCGCUAAAUGCUACUUGGUGCUUCCUUUGUACCCGCGGUGGAAGUCUCAUAUGUUGCGACACAUGUCCUACUUCAUUUCACGCUGAUUGUCUUGGUAUCAAUGCACCUGACGGAGCUUUCAUUUGUGAAGACUGUGAAACUGGACGUCUUCCACUUUAUGGGGAAAUUGUUUGGGUUAAACUCGGUACCUAUCGAUGGUGGCCUUCACGAAUUUGCUUCCCUCAUGAGAUUCCUUCCAAUAUUCAAGCGGUAUCUCAUAAGCCUGGAGAAUUCUGUGUUAUAUUUUUGGGUACUCUAAAUUACUAUUGGGUCCAUAGAGGACGAGUAUUUUUAUAUCAAGAUGGAGACUCAAAUGUCAAGAGUUCAGUCAACAAGUCUGGAGUUGACGGUGCAUUCAGGGAAGCUUUGAAAGAAGCUAACGAACUCCAUGAAAGAUUGAAAAGUGAAAAAAAAGAGGAUGAAUUACGUGCUAUAAAACCCCCGCAUUUCGUUAAAUUAAAGAUAAAUAAACCUGUCGGAAAUGUAAAACCCGCAGAUGUUGACAGUAUUGUAGCAUGUGAGUGUGAUCCGAAUUGGGACACUCCUUGUGACGCCAACAGUGAUUGUCUGAAUCGUAUAUUAUCUAUCGAAUGCAGCCCCGGUAUUUGUCCCGCAGGAUCUAAAUGUUGCAAUCAAUCAUUUGCAAGAAGAGAGUAUCCUGCAAUGGAACCAUUUCACACGCGGGCACGGGGUUGGGGUCUAAAGACUCUUGAAAAUAUAAAAUCUGGUCAAUUUGUUAUUGAGUACGUGGGUGAAGUUAUUGAUGAAGCAGAAUACAAACGUCGUAUUAAAACGAAAAAGGAGCUUAGAAAUGAAAAUUAUUACUUUUUAACCAUUGAUAACUAUAGGAUGAUUGACGCUGAACUUAAAGGAAAUUUAAGCAGAUUUAUGAAUCAUUCAUGUCAACCUAAUUGUGAAACACAAAAAUGGACUGUCAAUGGAGACACUCGUAUCGGUCUUUUUGCUCUCCGUGACAUUGAAGUCGGCGAAGAAUUAACUUUCAAUUACAAUUUAGCUUCCGAUGGUGAGAAAAGAAAACCGUGUCUCUGUGGUGCUCCAAACUGCAGUGGUUUCAUAGGUUUAAAAGCUCAGAAAUUGUCAUUAACUCCUACUACAACAGGACCACAAAUUAAAUCAAAACGCGGAAGACGUCCACGUAUGAUAUAUAAAUGCUGGAGAUGCAGUAAAGAUCUGUCCGAUAGAGAAGAAUUUGUAAUAUGUGACUUGAGAACUUGUUCCAAAAGAUAUCAUAAAAAGUGUGUCACAGUGCAAGGUGAUGCUUCAAAAUUCAGCUGUCCUUGGCAUCAUUGUCUUGAAUGUAAUAAAAGAUGUAAAAAACAUUGUACAUACUGCCCUAUAGCAUACUGUCAAAUUCAUGAGGAUUCGGACGAUUUGGACUUGCAAAAAUCACUGCCACCAGAAAUCAAGGUUGAUUCUGAUAACGACAUUGAGGCGGAUCGAGAGUCACUGUUAGCAGAUUCUGAUAGUCCUAUCUCCGAAUUGUUACCCAAAGAGUCAUCUCCACGUGUAUCGAUCGCGGAGGUCCCAACAAACAGCGAAGACAGCGAAAUCUCGGUAAAAAAAGACAACGAAGAUAAUAAAAAUUGAGCGAUACACAAUCGGAAAUAGCUAA